UUCCUAUCCAGUUGACCAGUUUCUCACUUUUUUCUCUACUUUCUCCGCUAACCCAUUUCCAUAUCUCACAAUCUCUGUUGCUUCUUUACGCUUUCCUUGUACGGACUACAUCCCUCCAUGUCAGAAAAUGAAACACCAUUCUUGGGGAAAGAUGGUGGUGGUUCGGAAAUGCAGCUCAAACGCUUCCACUUUUGGCUGCUAUCAGCUCUUAAUAUCAUUUUCAUUCUUGCUGGUCAGGGGGGCGGUAUUAUUCUUGGAAGAAUUUAUUAUGAUAAUGGUGGAAAUAGUAAAUGGAUGUCCACUCUUGUUCAAUCAGCUGGUUUCCCUGUUCUUUUGAUUCCUUAUUUUCUUAUACCGUUGUCCAAAGAACACUCAGAUUCAUCUAACCAACCUCCGCCUCCUGUGAUCAAAGUUACCAUUAUGUAUUUCUUACUUGGUGCCCUGACAGCCGGGGAGAAUAUGCUGUAUUCUGUUGCUUUGUUGUACCUCUCGGCCUCGACCUAUUCCCUCAUAUGUGCAACGCAGCUAGCCUUUAAUGCAGUUUUUUCUUUCUUCAUUAAUGGUCAAAAAUUUACCGCGUUGAUUUUUAACUCCGUGAUUACCCUUACAUUAGCUGCUUCUCUGCUAGCCAUAAACGAGGACUCUGAUAAGCCUUCGGGUGUCACUAGGUGGAAAUAUAUGUUUGGAAUUAUAGUUGCUACAGCAGAUUCUGCACUGUACUCCCUCAUACUCUCACUGAUGCAACUUUCAUUUCAGAAAGUUAUAAAAAAAGAAACGUUUCAUGUGGUUCUGGAAAUGCAAAUAUUUGUAUCUCUGGUGGCCGCUGGCAUCUCCACCACCGGACUGUUUGCUAGCGGGGAAUGGAGGACUUUGUCGGGAGAAAUGCACGCUUUCGCUGCAGGAAAAGCGGGCUACGUGCAGGUGUUGGUGUGGGCAUGUUUAGGAUGGCAGGUUUGUGCUGUUGGCGUCGUGGGUUUAAUCUUUGUGGUGUCGUCGCUAUUCUGCAACGUUAUCAGCACGCUCUCGUUGGCUGUUACACCCAUCGCUUCGGUGAUCAUCCUGCAUGACAAGAUGAAUGGUGUCAAGAUAAUUGCCUUGCUAAUGGCAAUGUGGGGUUCUGGAAAUUACAUAUAUCAGAACUACUUGGAUGAUCUCAACGCAAGAAAAACACAUCUUGCUUCUGCUGAUACUGCAACUAAUAGUUCAUCUGGUAGUGGAGAUGCUGUGUAGUGUAUAGUUAACUCAUUGUUUAUUGUAUCUAUCAUUGUUUAUUGUAUCUAUCUACUCAAGUUGUAUCUAUCUAUCUAUACAUCUAUUCAAGUUGCUAGUCCA
Ipomoea nil (Japanese morning glory) is the source of this 1332-nucleotide messenger RNA. Its product is annotated as probable purine permease 11. Gene Ontology annotation, molecular function: purine nucleoside transmembrane transporter activity. The transcript has 2 exons. Lineage: Eukaryota; Viridiplantae; Streptophyta; Magnoliopsida; Solanales; Convolvulaceae. Gene Ontology annotation, cellular component: membrane. The record is from RefSeq and is a predicted model, not a curated record. Bases 118 to 1230 code for a protein of 370 amino acids.